CGUGACAGGCUAAGGCCAGUGAUGGCCCAUCUUGCCUUAAGCUUGCUUCUUCUUCACUGUCAGCAGCAGAUGAUUGAAUUGACAUUCAAGUGACAUUCUGCUGUCGCCUUUUUGCAUUCACUGAGAAUAAGUAACUUGGCGCUGUAGAAUAGUUUUAAAACCGAAUAUUUUGCUAGGAAAAAUGUUCUAAAAGCGAUCGAAAACAGUUUCCUGUGCCGCGCAACGCAUUACCGUAACCUACUAGCGUCGAAUCCGUCCCGAUCGGAGUUGGAAUUUAGCCGAAAAGAUCGUUUCUAUUGUGAACAGUUUUUGCCUAGCUUUCGAUUUGCAGUUUUAUCAUACGGGAGAUAGAAUCAGAUUCAGGAUGAGAAGCCGCAGUAAUUCCGGGGUCCGGUUGGAUUACUACCAGCGGAUCGUGCAUCGUUUGAUUAUGGCCCACCAGCAGCCAGUUACCGGACUGUUCCCGGCCAGCCCCACGAAUCCGCAUGCUUGGGUGCGAGACAACGUCUACUGCAUAUUGGCUGUCUGGGGUCUCUCGAUGGCGUACAAGAAAAUAGCCGAUCAGGAUGAGGAUCGGGCAAAAGCGUACGAACUGGAGCAGUGCUGUGUGAAGUUGAUGCGUGGGUUGCUGAUGGCGAUGAUGAAUCAGAAAGACAAGGUCGAAAGGUUCAAGAUAUCACAGAACCCGUUGGAUUCGCUUCAUGCCAAAUACAACAGCAAAAAUGGUCAAACCGUGGUCGGCGACGAAGAAUGGGGUCAUCUGCAGAUCGAUGCUAUCUCGCUGUAUCUGUUGAUACUGGCCCAGAUGACCGCAUCCGGGUUGCAGAUCGUGUUUUCACUGGACGAAGUGUCGUUUGUCCAGAAUUUGGUAUUUUACAUUGAAUCUGCCUACUGUAUUCCGGACUAUGGCAUUUGGGAGCGUGGCGAUAAAUCGAACCAUGGUCAAACAGAGCUGAAUGCCAGCUCGAUCGGGAUGGCCAAGGCCGCACUGGAGGCCAUGAACGAAUUGGAUUUGUUCGGAGCUCGUGGUGGUUCUGGCAGUGUGAUUCACGUGCUGGCCGAUGAGGCCCAUAAGUGUCAAGCCGUGCUGCAGUCCAUGCUUCCGAGAGAAUCGAACAGCAAAGAGCUGGAUGCUGGACUUCUGUCGGUGAUCGGGUUUCCGGCUUUUGCCUGCGAUGAUCCUCAGCUGAUUGAAUCCACACAGGAAGCUAUUGUUAGUCGGCUGCAGGGCCGGUACGGUUGCAAGAGAUUUCUCCGGGAUGGCUAUAAAACUCCGAACGAGGAUGUCACCCGGCUGUACUAUGAACCCUGGGAGCUGCGGAUGUUCGAGAAGAUUGAAAGCGAAUGGCCGUUGUUUUUCUGUUACCUAAUUCUGAACAAGGCAUUUCAAAAUGAGAAGGAAUGCGUAGUGGAAUACUCACAGAAGCUAGAGGAAAUUCUGGUUAAAACCGAGGAAGGCAUGCGCCUAGUGCCGGAGUUGUACGCCGUUCCGCAGGAAGUCGUUGGAGCCGAAUAUCAAAAUCCCGGAUCCCAGGAGCGAAUGGUCGUUGGCCGAUGUCCGUUUCUUUGGGGACAGUCGUUGUAUAUUCUGGGCAAACUUCUUCAAGAGGGUUUUCUGGCAGUCGGAGAGUUGGAUCCGUUGAAUCGUCGUUUGGGAGCCCAGAAGAAGCCGGACGUGGUUGUGCAGGUCGUCAUCCUUGCCGAAGACAACGACAUCCGUGAUAAACUUGCCGAACAUGGCAUUCACGUUCAAACGAUUGGCGACGUUGCUCCGAUUGAAGUUCAGCCGGCUCGUGUCCUCAGUCAUCUCUACACCUAUCUGGGACGCAACAAGAAACUCGGUCUGAGCGGUCGUAAAUCCCGUGACGUCGGUAUUCUCAGUACUAGUAAGCUGUACUCCCUGAAGGAUCGCAUCUUUGCCUUCACGCCUCAGAUAUUCGAUUAUGACGAGUACUACACGUCACGCGAUCCGGCGCUGCUGGUCAGCAAUUUUAUGGACGUUCUCGCGUUCCUCAGCAUUAGCUGGCAUCAUCUGCUUGGUCGUCCGACGAUCACACUGACCGCCACGCACUGGCUUAUAGAUAAUAAUAAAGUCCCAUUAGCGAUGAUGCAAACAAUGAAGAAGUUGAAAUCCGGAUACAUCAACGGUACCCGAGUCAUUCUGGGCAACCUAGGAGAUUUUAUCAAUACAUCGGCCAUCACCGAUCUGAGCUUCCUCGGCAGCCAAGAGGAUGGCUAUCCGGAUAAACUCAACCCAUCAGUCCAGUCCUAUUUGGAUGAACAUCUGCUUCGUUCGUUUAGCCAUCGUGCAUCAACCACUUCGAUCCGAUCGUCCGGACUGCGACCGAGAAAUUUACGACGCCGAAUGUCCGUGAAGGGUGCUAUCAAAAAGACACGAUCCAUUAAUGUUGAUUCGGAAACACUUGGCAUGGAGGGCAGCGUAACCGAGCGACGUCUGUCACAUUCGAUCACACCCCAGUGGCUGGAACCGAACCAAGACGGCAAUGUUUCGGCGUCCCGGGAUCCAUCGCCGAAUCAGCCUACCCGUUUCGGCGAACAGCGGGUUUCGAUUGAUGACACCAAGAAGUUACUCAUUCAGACAUCGGCCACCACUGCCACCCCUAAAAUUCAACUUCAACCAUUGCCGAGGCAUCGCCCAGCGACGGAAACUAAUUUCGAGAAUACCGAGGUUGAGGAACUGAUCGCGAUGCUGCGGGAAACCGAGAGUCUGGAAGAGCAGGGCGAUAUUCUGCAGCAUCUGGUGGAUACACAGGGAUUGGACUUCAACACAGAAGUCGUAGGCGGCGGUGCUAAUGAUGAUUCCCAAUCUCAAGGCAUGCUGGAGGAGGGUCGCGUCGUCACCGUGCGUGGUCUUCUCAAGGGUCUGUACGAGAAGGCUUGCCAGCAGAAGAUGUGGGGACUGGUGCGUCACACGGCCGGUAUGCUGGGAAAACGCGUCGAGGAUUUGGCGAAGGCCGUCACGGAUUUGCUGGUCCGUCAGAAGCAGGUGACAGUAGGAAUGCCACCGAACAGUGAGUAUACCAUUACUGCACCGUUGCCGGAGGCCGAACUUCGUACCCUGAUCCAUGAGGCGUAUGGCGAUGAUGAAAGUACUGCUAUGUUAACCCAGGAACUGUUGGUUUAUCUGGCCAUGUUUAUUCGCACGGAACCGCAGUUGUUCCACGAAAUGCUGCGGCUUCGUGUCGGUCUCAUUAUUCAAGUUAUGGCUAAAGAAUUGUCCCGUACACUGAACUGUGACGGAGAGCAGGCUUCGGAACAUUUGCUGAAUCUGUCCCCGUUCGAGAUGAAGAAUUUGCUGCAUCACAUUCUCAGUGGUAAGGAGUUUGCAGUGAACAGUGUUGCCAGAGGAAAUAUUUCGAUCGUCAGCUGCAAAUCGAGUCGUGUCAGUAAGAAAAGUCAAAUUGGUCUGGGUAAGGAGGCAGAGGAAGUUGAAGUUUCUGCGAUCGAUGAUCGGCAGGGUCAGUGGUUGAGACGUCGCCGAUUGGAUGGUGCAUUGAAUCGAGUGCCUAGAGAUUUUUAUCCGAGGGUUUGGACAGUACUGGAACGCUGUCAGGGACUGGCUAUUGAGGGUCGAAUCUUACCGCAAAGUUUAACCCAAGAAAUGACACCGAACGAGCUUAAAUUCGCACUGGAAGUGGAAACGGCCCUUAACAGUAUUCCCCAGCCGGAAUAUCGUCAGCUAGUGGUGGAAGCCUUGAUGGUUCUUACUCUCGUUACCGAACACAACAUCGUUCCUUCGUUGGGUGAUAUAAUCUACGUGGAACAUCUGGUUCACAAGGCCAAUCAACUGUUCCUCGAGGAUCAACGUCAGGUUAAUGGAGAUGCCAUGCUUUGCUGUGCAAAGAAUAAGGACAUUCGUGAGACCACCACUUCCGGAAUGCUACUCUGCGGAGGGGCCGCAUACAUUUGCCAACAUCUGUACGAUAGUGCUCCGAGUGGAACCUAUGGUACCAUGGCAUACAUUGCACGGGCUGUCGCUUCGGAACUCGAGUCUCUACCCAAACAUGGCGACAUGGAUUGCACAAUCUCCUAAGCACUGAAGGCUCUUCUAUCGGUAUAAGUUAAGACAUAAGUAUACACACACACACACGUGCUUAAAACCACAUGAAAUUUUGCGAACGUUUUUUGCUUAUUAUGUUCUAGUUCUAGGCAUAGGAAAUCAAUGGAUAGGACUCAUGACAAGAGAAAAAAAGAGAACGUCUUUAUGGCAUUAAAAAAACUUUGUUAGUUCCUUGUGUUGGUGUUUAUGACGGUUGAAAUUUAUUUAAUUUUUCUGCCUAAGCAACAGUCUAACAGUUUAUUGUAGACCAGUUUUCAACCUCCAGAUAAAAAGCCUGGAAUAGCAUGAAUAGUAACAAGAGUAAUAAAUUAGAUACCAUAACUAUUAUUGUAUUAGCAUGCAAGCAAUCAUACAUAUAACUAGUUAUAUAAA
Messenger RNA from Malaya genurostris, 4453 nucleotides. Its product is annotated as probable phosphorylase b kinase regulatory subunit alpha. Gene Ontology annotation, biological process: glycogen metabolic process. Gene Ontology annotation, cellular component: phosphorylase kinase complex. Gene Ontology annotation, molecular function: calmodulin binding. NCBI's taxonomy places the organism in Eukaryota, Metazoa, Arthropoda, Insecta, Diptera, Culicidae. Bases 365 to 4054 code for a protein of 1229 amino acids. The record is from RefSeq and is a predicted model, not a curated record. The transcript has 11 exons.